Biomphalaria glabrata is the source of this 1845-nucleotide messenger RNA. Its product is annotated as beta-alanyl-dopamine/carcinine hydrolase-like. The transcript is spliced from 9 exons. The record is from RefSeq and is a predicted model, not a curated record. Bases 1 to 1431 code for a protein of 476 amino acids. NCBI's taxonomy places the organism in Eukaryota, Metazoa, Mollusca, Gastropoda, Planorbidae.
AUGACAGCAAAUGUGAAAGAAUUUGUCUAUUUGGGAAGCACCAUGACAGCAAAUGUGAAAGAAUUUGUCUAUUUGGGAAGCACCAUGACAGCAAAUGUGAAAGAAUUUGUCUAUUUGGGAAGCACCAUGACAGCAAAUGUGAAAGAAUUUGUCUAUUUGGGAAGCACCAUGACAGCAAAUGCCAACCUUGAUGACGAGGUCGACUUCCGUGCCAGUGCUGCUUUUGGCAGACUUCAAGGACAUGUGUGGCAACGGAGAGGACUCAGCAUAUCUAUACAAGUGAAAGUCUACGAAACUAAUAUGUCCAAGAGUCUACCAUUGCUGUAUACCACAGGAACUUAUUAUGAAGUUGGCUACAGUAUUGGAUCAACAUUUGCUGAGAGAAUCAACAGGUUUUGGAGUGAAUCUGAAAAUCUAAUUAGAUGUGAGCUUCCAUUUUAUGAGACCCCAAGAGGACAAGAGUACUUCAACACUGCUUUGAAAGUUUGUGAAAUGAAUUUUCCCCAAUACAUACAAGAGAUUAAAGGCAUGGCAGACGGCGCCAAGAUGCCCUUUGAUCGCUUGUUCAAGUUGAAUAUAUCUAAAGAAGUUCGUAAUAUUUCAAAGAAUUUCCCAUUUGCCUACAAAGAAAGGUCUGGCUGUACAGAUAUCUACCUCAAUACACCGACAGUCAAAAUCUUAGCUCACAAUGAAGACUGUGAUUUCAAAAUUGAUACUUAUGCUUACAUGGUGAGUGUAAGAAUAGUAGAUGACCAAAGUGGCACAGAAUUAGAGAAUUUUACAUCGUUUUGUUACCCUGGCGAGUUGCCAGGUACAGCAAUAGCAUUCAACAGACAUGGUCUGGUGUUUACUGGCAACGCUUUAUAUGCUGAACAUGUUAUUGAAACAGCGACACCUAGGCAAUUUAUAAACAGGAGCCUCAUGAAAGCUCAUUCUAUAGAUGAAGUCAUUGAACUCAUUAAAAACCCAGGUUUUGGAGUUGCUAUUGGAUUCUCAUUGAACGUUGUGGACAUUGAAAACCCAACUUGUAUGUGGUCAGUAGAGGUUGGACCCCACGCCAAUGUUUCGUUAGUCCACGUGCUUACAAUAGCAGAAGAGAGAGACCCCAGCAAGUCCGGUCAUUAUUAUCAUGUCAACAACUACAGACAUCUGGAAAUAGAAGAAAUUCCGGGUUUUAUGAGUUCCAUUGCCAGGUCAAAGAGAAUAGAAGAACUACCGCCCCCAUCAAACAAGCAUGAGGUCAAGUGUCUACUUGGUGACCAGGACAACAAAGUGUACCCGAUGUACAGGACGAAAUGUCCACCUGACAUACUGGCCACAGCUCUGACUGCCAUUGUGGACGUUAACAAAAACAGAAUCGACUUUUACUCAGAAAACCCAAGCAGAGAAAAAGCCGUGCCCUUAUUUCAUCUCAAUGUUUUGGAUUUAUGAUAGUUACAUUUGUUUUUCGGCUUUGAUUGUAUGGCUGAUGUUUAUACACGAGAUCUAGACUAGUUUCUUCCUCAGUUUCAGAUCUCAAUAUGUUUCAUAUGUUUCUAUCUUCAUUAUGUUUUCACUGCUUUCUUCAUCAUGAUGUUUCAUCUUUUAGCUUACAAAUACCAUCAAUAUUCUCAAACUUCAAUUAAAAACAAGAUUACACAGUUUGUGUUAUAUGUGACUCUACCGGAUCCGAUCAUGGACAAAAAAUAUUCAACCCAUGGCCUUGUUUUAAAGUAAUAUCGUAACAAAUUAACAACAGACCCAAUCCUAGAUCUGUAAUAACAUAAACCACUAUAUACUGUAUGUACUCAAACUGGAUUCCAAACUUCUAAACAAGCAAAAUAAAAAAAAGAAAUAAAGCAUAUA